Hibiscus syriacus is the source of this 1025-nucleotide messenger RNA. Its product is annotated as heterogeneous nuclear ribonucleoprotein F-like. Gene Ontology annotation, cellular component: ribonucleoprotein complex. The record is from RefSeq and is a predicted model, not a curated record. Lineage: Eukaryota; Viridiplantae; Streptophyta; Magnoliopsida; Malvales; Malvaceae. Gene Ontology annotation, molecular function: RNA binding. Bases 215 to 997 code for a protein of 260 amino acids. The transcript has 2 exons.
UCCUUUGAUCGUCUCCUUUUUCCUUCCAUAGAAACGCAGACAAAUAUCGCAUAAAAGGAGAAACUUCAAGUCCGGGACUUGCUCUUUUUAGAAUCGCCUCAUCUUUACUGAUUUUAACAUCUUCUUGUUUCUUAUUGUUGGAUAAAUCACGAUCUUCAGGCUCUUCUUCCUUACCCUUUUCUGUUUUCCUUAAUAAAGAAAGGGAAAUUUCAACAUGUCCUACAGAGGUAAAUAUACCGAUGGGGCUGAUGGGCGUGAGAUGGGUGCAAAACGUCAGCGGAUCAUCGAUCAAGGCCCUUCAUUCUAUGGUAAUUCGCCAGGUUCUAGCUUUAUGUACACUGCCCCCCCUCCUCCUUACUCGUAUGUUAGCCAACCUCCACCGUUCCCUGUUGUUCGACUUCGUGGUCUUCCCUUUGAUUGCACAGAGGCUGAUAUGAUUGAGUUCUUCCAUGGUCUGGACAUAGUUGAUGUCCUGUUUGUCCAUAGAAACGGCAAUUUCACUGGCGAGGCUUUUUGCGUUUUUGGUUACCCUCUUCAGGUUGAUUUUGCACUUCAGAAGAAUAGGCAGAACAUGGGCAGGAGAUAUGUAGAGGUUUUCAGAAGCAAGAGACAGGAAUAUUAUAAGGCAAUAGCUAAUGAAGUGGCUGAUGCUCGAGGCGGUUCACCUCGCAGAAGUGCCCCGAGGGCCAAAUCUAGUGAUGAAGCAAAGGAACCUGCUGAACAUACAGGGAUAUUGAGAUUGAGGGGAUUGCCGUUUUCUGCUGGAAAAGAUGAUAUAAUAGAGUUCUUUAAAGAUUUCGAGUUAUCCGAGGAUGCAAUUCAUAUAGUGUUGAAUUCAAAGGGGAGGUCAAGUGGGGAAGCAUUCGUGGAGUUUGCGGAUGCAGAAGAUUCUAAAGCCGCAAUGGCUAAGGAUAGGAUGACACUCGGGAGCCGUUAUAUCGAGUUGUUCCCGUCGUUUCCUGAAGAGAUGGACGAUGCAAUUUCAAGAGGACGGUGAUUUUUCUGACAAUGCUCUUAUUUGCUAU